AUGGUGGUGGAGCCAUUCCACAGUCAGUUGAAAAUCACGAAGAUGUUGGGUCGUUUGACGCAGGUUACUCGCGCGAUGAAGCCGGCCGGCUCGCGCGGCAUGGCGGGCCAUGCCCACUCGGGCCCCCCGCCGACGGGCAUCGAAGCGGUCAUCCGCUCGAAGCUCCCGGAGGACUACCAGAUCGUCAUGGCGACGCUCGGUAUCUACACGGUGCUCACGGCGCCUCUGUGGUUCCCCAGCAGCAAGAAGGAAGCCCCCAAGGUCGAAGCCGUCACGGCGCCGGCCUCGACGAACUCGGUCAUCCCGUCGAUCGCCGACGAGACGUUUGAGGAGUGGGCCAAGGUCGCUGGCAACAUGGCCAAGUGGGAGGAGAGCCUGAACACGAUCGGCCAGUAA
Saprolegnia diclina VS20 is the source of this 396-nucleotide messenger RNA. RefSeq lists its product as hypothetical. The record is from RefSeq and is a predicted model, not a curated record. Lineage: Eukaryota; Oomycota; Saprolegniomycetes; Saprolegniales; Saprolegniaceae. Bases 1 to 396 code for a protein of 131 amino acids. The transcript is spliced from 2 exons.